UACAGAGUGUGUGAACGUUUCGUCCCCAAAUGAUGGCCAAUGCCGCGGUCUCUCCAUCCAUAUCGCCAACGCGCCGAGGAUAUUAACGGCAAUUGAUGCGUCGACUCAUAUGUUUUGGAAAUGAUUUGUAUCGAGGUUCUUUGAUACCAAAACAUUAGGCUAUCCUAGAACUGUCCACAGUCAGACGUCGGUUCGGUGAACCAGCUGUGUGAGUGUUGACUAUUGUGAGCCCGGGGUCGGGUGAUAGCGCUAUCGGUCUGAUGCUGCAGAAAAUUCGCCAUUGUUUGGAUGAGCAAGUCGCUGGCCAAAGCUGAGAAUAAAAGACUUGUCUGAACCCCUUAUAUUGAAAGCUACCAUGCUCUCAGCGCUGCUUUAUCCGAUAUAUCUUCUAUGCUGUAUUCAGAGUGCUAUGUCCUUCCAGGUGACGGUACGAGAUGAGGACUGGAUCGUGGCGGCGCUGGAACCUUCCGACCUGCAGGAGAACGCCACGGCCUACGCCGCCCGGGUCACGGGAGAGCCCCAGAGGACACAGCUGGUCCAGUACCAGAACCUGAGCGACCCGUCGCCGCUGGUCUUCAACGCCUCCCACCACGGAAUGUGCUACACAGUGGGCUUGCUGGUCAAAGAGGGCAAGGCGUGGUCCAAACCAGUCAAGAUUGUGGCCAUCCUCACAAAGCCUCUUCCUGUGGACAGCGUGCUGAUCUCAGACUACAGGGAGUCCCCAGAGACCGGGGUGGUGUUUGAGAUCUCCUCCCCGCCCAACAACGUCUUCAGCCGGGUCAACAUCAGCUACACGGAGGGGAGGGAGCAAAGCUCCAUGCUCUACAAAGAUUUCUACAAGGGGAAGACGGUGUUCAGACACUGGUUGCCGGGGACGUGCUACAGCAACAUCACCUUCCGCCUGAUCUCGGAGGCCACGGUCAACAGGAGCACGCUGGCGCGCCGCAGUGACGUCACCCACGAGCCGCGCCACCACAGGACGGUGCCCAACCCUCCCCUCAACAUCUCCCGCAAGAUCGUCCACCUGAGCCAGAGAGGGGUCACCAGCGGCGUGCUCCCCGACGCCACGCCGUCCCGCAAGGCCCGAGACGUCCCCCUCAUCCAGGAGGAGGAGGAGGAGACCCAGGUGGGCGGGGAGGAAGCGACCUCGGAGGAAGCGCUGGGCGGGACCGUCGCCACGCGGCUCCUCGACAGCCUCGAGGACGGCGGCGCCAACGGCACGGACGGCGGCGCCAAAGCGGGCGCCAACGACACGGCCGAGGAGGAGAGCGUCACUCGGCCCUAUUGGCCGGAUCCUACGGGGAGCCCACCCCCUACGGAAGACGAGUUUGUCAACGCGGUGGUGACGGAGUACGAGGACUCCAACGAGCCGGGGUCGGCCAUGGGGCUGACCCCGGAGCCCUCCGUCACCCCCACCCACCUGCCCCCCAUCCUGUUGGAGCUGCGCUGGCUGCCCCCGCACCCCCCCACCUCCUACGACGGCUUCAACAUCUACCUGUACCGCGAUGGUAACUCCACAGAGACAGCUACGGUGGACGAGAACACUCACGAGUUCUUCACUGAGCUGACGGAACCGGGAAUUUACCGGGUUCUAGUGACCACGCUUAGUUCCUCUGGGGACUGUGAGCCCAGAGAGAGCACCGCUAACUCUGGCUUCACCUUCUACCUCAGUCCGAGCGGGGAGUGGCUGGAGCAGCCCCGCGAGCGGCCCCAGGCGGUCAGUGUGAGGAUGCUGGGCUCCAGCACGGCGGCCGCGGUGUCCUGGGGCUCCUCCGCCGAGAGCCACAACGGCAGCCUGGUGUCCGUCCUCUCCCUCACCUGCCUCAAGCCCAGCCUCAGCCAGCGCAUGGAGACCACCUACUGCAGCGAGGAGAACACCACCAGCGACAUCAUCAACAACCUGACCCCAGGGGCUCAGUAUAGGGUGGUGGUCUACCACACCAACGGACCCCUCGUCAGCCCCCCCUCCGAACCCGUCAUCAUCGACAUAGAGCUAACGGGAGUGCGGGAGCUGGUGGUGUACCCGCUGAGCCCUACGGCGGUUAUUCUGAGCUGGCAGAGGCGGUACCACGUAGCCUUCCGCAAGUACAUCCUCCAGACGUUCUUCUUCAACCCCGUCACCCUGGCUUCAGAGUGGACCACCUACUAUGAGAUCGCCGCCACCGGUUCCGUGGUCGCCUCCAUGAGAGUGACAGAUCUGCUGCCCGCCUGGUACUAUAGUUUCCGUGUUACCAUGGUGACUUGGGGCGACCCACCACUCAGUUGCUGCAACAGCCCCACAGUGAGCUACAUCACAGCCCCGGAGGCCCCCCACAUCACCUCCGUGGACUACUCCCAGGGCGUCCUGUACGUGCGCUGGACCUAUGGCGAGCUCUUCAUCGACCUGUCUCACUCCAGGAUGCUCCACUGGCAGGUGGCCGCCCAGGGCAAGAAGGGCCCCAAGAAGAACUACUCCAUCGAUGUGACUCGCAACGUGAUGCGGGCCAGCAUGCCUCUGCCACCUGGAGAUAUCUACAGUCUGACCGUGACGGCAUGCACCGAGCACAGGAGGAACGCCUCUGUGCCCAACGUCAUCAAACUAGAGCCUGCACCACCCAAGUCUCUGUAUGCUGUGAACGCCACCCACUCGUCUGUGACCUUGCUGUGGACGGAGGAUGGGGUGGUGGACUCCUACCAGAUCCUCUGCAAGAUCCUGGGACCCAACAAAGAGCUCAAGGCGCGGGAGCCCCAGACUGCCCAGUCCCACGUGGUAACAGUGCUAGACUUGCUGCCCUCUGUCUCCUACAACUGCACUGUGACCAGCUUCAGCUACAACACCCCCAGCAAACCAGCCUUCAUCACCAUCACGACUGUGGCUAAAGAGAUGAACCCCAGCGUGGCGGCCAUCUCGGCUCUGGCUAUCCUCAGUGUCCUCCUCAUCAGCCUCCUGGUCCUCUUCCUCCUGGUGCUGCGGCGGAAACAUCUCCAGAUGGCCAGAGAGUGUGGAGCAGAAACCUUCGUGAAUUUCGCUUCUUUCGAGAGAGACGGGAAACUGCCCUACAACUGGCGAAGAAGCCUGUUUGCCUUCCUUACCCUACUGCCAUCCUGCCUUUGGACUGACUAUCUUUUGGCUUUUUAUAUUAAUCCUUGGAGCAAGACUGCUUUAAAGAAACGGAAGCUUACAAGCUUGGUCCAACUGGAUGACUUUGACGCCUACCUGAAGGAAAUGAGCAAGGACUCUGCUUACAAGUUCUCCUUGCAGUUUGAGGAGCUGAAGAGUGUGGGACUGGACCUGUCCCAUGAUGCAGCUGACCUGCCCAUCAACAGGCCCAAGAAUCGCUACACCAACAUCCUCCCCUACGACUUUAGCCGGGUGAAGCUGUUCUCGAUGCACAACGAUGAGGGCUCCGACUACAUCAACGCUAACUACAUACCGGGUUACAAGUCCCCCACGGAGUACAUCGCCACCCAGGGCCCCCUCCCGGAGACGAGGAACGACUUCUGGAAGAUGGUGCUCCAGCAGAAGUCCCACAUCGUCGUCAUGCUGACGCAGUGCAACGAGAGGCGGAGGGUGAAGUGUGACCACUACUGGCCGUUCACGGACGAGCCGGUGUUGUAUGGAGAGAUCAGCGUGGAGAUGUUGUCUGAGACGGAGUCUCCAGAGUGGACCAUCAGGAACUUCCAACUAGGCUACGCUGACGAGUCUCAGGACGUGCUGCACCUGAACUACACGUCCUGGCCCGACCACGGCGUGCCCACGGUCAACGCCAUCGAGAGCAUCCUGCAGUUCGUCCACAUUGUGCGCCAGCAGGCCAACAGGACCAAAGACCCCAUCAUAGUGCACUGCAGCGCUGGCGUGGGGAGGACGGGGACCUUCAUCGCCCUGGAUCGUCUGAUGCAGCACAUACGGGAGCACGAGUUUGCGGACAUCCUGGGCAUGGUGUCGGAGAUGCGCUCCAACCGUCUCUCCAUGGUGCAGACCGAGGAGCAGUACGUGUUCAUCCACCAGUGCGUCAUGCUGAUGUGGAAGAAGAAGAAGCUGCAGUCCCUCACCAGCGACGUCAUCUACGAGAACGUCAGCAAGACAUAAAGACGCCGGUCCUACCCGACGCUGGGAAUACACACUCAACCUCCUGUGCUUGGGGCAUCUGUUUUCUGCACCGAGAUCCGCUUCGUCAUCAAGACCAAAAAAAGCAAACAAACGUGACAAAAAUACAAGAAAACACAAGAAGAAAAUGGAUUAUGUUUUUCAUUUGAAUUGGUCAAAGCAUUGGGAUGGAACAUUGCCUUAAGGAGUCUUCACUGACCGGCCAUUUAUUCAACCACCUUCAAGGUCAUUUAAUCCCCCACUCAACCAAACUGGCCAGGAUGUGAGGUAGGAGGGUGCUGGGGUUGUAGCGCAUCAUGCCUUCCCCUCCUGAGUGAAUGGAACGUCUUUGACCACAGACCCUCUUUGCAAGGGAGACUCCCUCCUUUCAGAAAACAAGAGGUCACAAAAUGGCUGAAUUGGUCGUCAAUUGGUCUGUCUGUCAGCAACUAUCAUUUGUUUUAUUUUUAUUUUUUAUCUCAGGAUUAUAGCUGGAAACCAGCAAGCACACAGGCCUACCCCCCCCCCCCCCCCCCCUCAACUGCCAUUGGUACAAUGUUGACACAUGUGUGCUUGAGUAGUUUUCCAGGUUUGUACUUUGGCUGUUUUAACGCAUUCAUCUUCAGCGGGCCCUUUUUGCCGUUCACGUAGCCGUCACCCAGUAGUCGUACUCUUCACUUUUCACUCAUUUGUUCUGUGGCUAAAAGGCUUCGGUUCAGAGUACCCUGACACGAUAGCCCGGUGUCAACACUAGCUACGAUACACUGCCACCUGACCUGGGGACAUGUUUUGUCUAACAUGUUCGUGUUAAUGCGGUAACUGCUGCAUAAAUUGCUCAAAGGCUACCACCUUAGCAUGUUAGCAAUGUGCAGUACCGUUGGCUCCUCCGGGUCUGAGGAAACAACCAGGAGAGCGGGUUGGGAGAGGAAGGGAGCGAGGGCACAAGGGACAGUUGGAGGGGCUUUGCGUCUCGGGGGGGGGGGGCUGUGGCCCGCCCCAUGCCUACCAUCGACUGGACGGGAACUAGGUAUGGUUGGCGAAGAGGCCAGUUUAGAAGCUGUAGAGACUCUGUGUGGUUCUAUUGUGGAUCUAUUGUUGUAUUUUGCACUGAGGCCUUGGACUGCCUGCCUGCCAGCCAUGCGUGGAGAGAAGAGAGGGGGGGAGAGACGGAGGGCUGGCCUGCCCUCACUUCCUGUGGCUGCUGCUGCCGACUGUGGAAACUACUGUUUUAUCUGUGUACUGUAUCGUCCAGCUCGGCCUGGGUUUGCUCCCAGGGGAGUCACUGGGGGGGGGGGGGAGGGGGACAUUGUUGUAAGUGAUACAGUGGUUCAACUCUCAUUCAAUACUUGUUUACCAGGCUAUGUCAUUGCAUUAGCUGCAAUCAUGUGUUUAGCGGUGAGAGGAUGCAUUUUGGGAUUGGUGCGUAUAGUAUCAAAGCACUUUUGUGUCGACCUUGAGAGCACAGUCAGUUUGAUGAAGAAACCCAGACUUGACCUAGGCUACAAUGCACCCGAUUAUCUCUAUUGAAGAUUCAAAAGGUAACAAAUUGAAUAUCUAGCGUGAAUCUGAAUGCUUAGCAUAUCUUUUUUCCCCCACCCCUUUUCACAAGCAUAUCAUUCGGUUGUGAAUCAGGUGUUCCAUUCUCCAUAUGAACCACGGUGCUUGCUUGUUCCUUAGAAUUCACGAUGCUCUUGGUUAUUCUUAGACGGGGGUUCAUCCACACUCUCAUCCACACUUUGGGGUGCAGGUCUGUGGCGGGAAGGAGAAAUUGGAAGGAAGAAAAACAUUUCACCUACAGUACACUGUGAUAUCAGUAUUUAUAUUGGUGUCCUAAGCAUGAUGAGUAUGGCAAAGUGAUGUAAAUGGGUAAAUACAUGCCAACCAGUUUUCAUCACUGUAGUUAGCAUUCUGACAUACUGUAAGACAAUAGCACUUUAGCAGGAGUGCUAUCCAAGUUAUUAAUAGGGGAUUUUAGGAUAUAAAUCUUACAAGGUACCGUACAUUGGACCGUCCAGUGUUCACUUAAAGGGGAAUAUAGUGUUCUAUUCAAAUGUUUUGGGGGGACAAUGCAGUUUACAGAUGUAAAAUCUAGCAGGACAGAGACCACUAGCCUUCAUCUAGGUUACAUUUCACAGCAAGGUAUCAAAUGUACUGUACAUACUACUUACUGUGUAACUAAAAUGUUUCUACAUGUUAUUACAAAGUAAUUCUUGUGGAAAUGACUUUGUCGCUUUGUUUUCUUUUUUUUCUUAAACUGUUGUAAAUGUAAACGAGCAUAACAUAAACCCAGACCCAUUUGUUAUUUUUUUGGCAUAACACGGUACUUUGUUGGGGCUUAUGUAUUUCUAUGAGCGGCUGGGUAUUGUUUUUAGUGUUAGCCCAGCAUUCGAAGUGCAUCCUCAACAAUUCUGUGUCAGAUUCUGUUGAGACACACCUAGAUGUGGACUUGGAAAGCACGGCUGUAGCCGGAGAAACGCACUUUGGCAUGCUUGUCGGAGCUGACCGAAAAUACAGACAUUUCGUUAGCUAGGUAGCCUACUGUACACGUUUUACAAUUUUCUCUUGCUCAGUGUGUGUCCAGUCAGAACUUGUUUGUCAUUGGUGCCAUUCUUGUGCAUUGUGUCACUUAAAGUAGAGGGGCGAUCUCGUGUUACGAUCGUCGUCACUGAAUUGUGUGCGUGUGUUGGAAAAAAUAAAAUGUUGCAA
Molecule: messenger RNA, 6772 nt
Organism: Osmerus eperlanus (European smelt)
Lineage: Eukaryota; Metazoa; Chordata; Actinopteri; Osmeriformes; Osmeridae
Gene: ptpro
Product: protein tyrosine phosphatase receptor type O
Exons: 27
Coding region: 356-4069 (1237 amino acids)
Biological process (GO): podocyte differentiation; peptidyl-tyrosine dephosphorylation involved in inactivation of protein kinase activity; negative regulation of canonical Wnt signaling pathway
Cellular component (GO): GABA-ergic synapse; plasma membrane; glutamatergic synapse
Molecular function (GO): protein tyrosine phosphatase activity; Wnt-protein binding; cadherin binding
Source: RefSeq, a predicted model, not a curated record